AUGUCGCCUUCGCAAAUAAUCGACGCACUCAAAAAGCACAUGAACGUCACUAAUGGUCCUCUUGCAAAGAAAUUGCACGAGCUGUUAAACAUGUCAUCACAAACCGAAAUCACGAGACUUCCUGCGUCACCAUCAGCGGCAUCAUUAUCUCCAGAGGAGGAACAGCAAUUGCUCAAGCAGCUCCGAAAAAUCAUGAAAGAUCAUCCCGGCAUACUGAACUACACCAAUUCUUCUGGCAGACCAGAUUCUUCACAGACUCGCCAAUUUGCCGCUCAGCAACCUUUCAGUUGUCGCGAAAGCUCUGCUUGGUGGACAAGGACAGGUUACGUCAGGCAUGUCGCCUUCGCAGAUAAUCAACAUACUCAAAAAGCACAUGAACGUCACUAA
Molecule: messenger RNA, 387 nt
Organism: Ostertagia ostertagi
Lineage: Eukaryota; Metazoa; Nematoda; Chromadorea; Rhabditida; Trichostrongylidae
Source: the annotation of a GenBank genome assembly